Molecule: messenger RNA, 856 nt
Organism: Fomitopsis serialis
Lineage: Eukaryota; Fungi; Basidiomycota; Agaricomycetes; Polyporales; Fomitopsidaceae
Exons: 2
Coding region: 4-789 (261 amino acids)
Cellular component (GO): oxoglutarate dehydrogenase complex; mitochondrion
Molecular function (GO): flavin adenine dinucleotide binding; dihydrolipoyl dehydrogenase (NADH) activity
Source: RefSeq, a predicted model, not a curated record
GCCAUGACCAAUCGUGCGAAGAACACUGCAUGUCCGCUGACGAUGGCGCUCGAAGCACCAAUAUGCGACGACGUAGUGUGGAGGCGACGGAGGGAUGAACUCAGCCGACCGGGGACGCCAGAGCCGACGGGUAUGGGUAUCGACGAGGACGAGGACGAGGAGCAAGAGCAGCGCAAUCGUCAAAGGAAACAUAGAGAGAGUUCGCAUUUGCCGCCGCCAUCCUCUCUCCCGACUCCCGCUUUCUCUUCCUCGAUGCCUGUGUGGCACUUCCCCUUCUUUCCCACCCAUGUUGCAGGUCUCUGGACGAGUACGCUACCGCUCUCGCUUAUCUUCGCAGCCAUAGCUGCAUCGUCAUUGGUGCAGUCCCGGUGGUUACGUCGUGGCUAUCAACUUGAAGGCUGCACAACUCGGUCUGAAGGUGAGCGGCGGCGCGCUCGUUCUCGAGCUCAACUGCUGCUCAGGUGGCCGCGGACGUCAAGCUCGUCUCCGUUGGCCGUGUCCCUGACUGCCAGCCUCGGACUGGACAAGAUCGGCGUGGAGGUUGACCCCCGUGGCUGCAUCGCGAUCGACGACCAGUAUAACUCCGGUGUGAAGUGCAUCCAGGACGUCACCUUGAGGCUGAUGCUCGCGCACAAGGCCGAGGAGGAGGGCAUAUCGGCGGUGGAGAGCAUCGUGGUGGAGUACAUCAAGGCAUACGCGCACCCAGGGGUGGCGGGGUGCAGUACAAGGUCGGCAAGUUCCCGUUCCAGGCGAACUCGCCCGAAGACGAACCUGGACACGGAGGGCUAAGAGGCGGAGACGGACCGCAUCCUCGGCGCGCACAUCGUGGGCCCGAACGCGGGCGAGAUGAUCGCGG